CCAAGACUGCUGUAUCCAAUAUGGACACUGAUUUGGUUAUUCUACCAUUUGUUGUGGUUCAUUCUGGUACCUUAUUUUAUUUAUGGAGUUGAUGGGUCAUCAGAAAAUUCUAAGUAUUUGAUAUACUUUACUAACUGGGGAUACAUGAUCCUCGGGUUUUCUAAUCUGAUGGACGCCAUAUCAACUGUUUAUGUUCAUUAUAAAAGACCAGAGCUUAUAAACAAAGAAUGUAGAUUUAAAGAUGAUAGACUGCCUUGGUAUAUACGGUUAAGCUGGUUUCUUUUCGAGACUAGUAACACAAUCGCUAUAACAGUUACCAUAGGACUUUACAGCAUUCACAUACCAACCAACGAUGCUCCAAGUAUUGAGUUCCAUGCAAUUAAUACUGUUUAUGUAGUACUCAACCUAUUUGUAAGUGCCAAACCAGUACGAGUACUUCACUUGAUAUAUCCAAUGUCUUUUGCUGGAAUUUACAUAUUAUUUACAGUCGUGUAUCAGCCAAUGGCAAACAAUGCUGCAAUAUAUUCAGAAUUAGACUGGAGCGAAGAAAGUCAAUCUAUUGCAGCACUAUUUGUUACUGGCGUAAUUAUAGUACCUCUGAUACAUGUAUUACUGUAUGCAUUUUAUGUUACGAAAACUAUAAUUCAUAUGAAGAUCUGCAGAAAAAGAAAAGUAAAAAACAUGUACAACCUAGACAUUGGAAGUGAAAUCUCAGACAAACCUACUGAAUCAUAUGACGAUGAAAGUAUCGGUAAUGAAACCAACAUAUCAAUAGUAUCUGAUGGUAUCGCUGAAACAAAUACCGAAAUUAAUAGUGAAGACCGCAGUAACAGUGUACUAAAAUCUGAAAUUGGCGGAGAGAAAGAAAUCUCAGAAGAGAAAAGAGUCUCAGAACUAAAUUCUCAUCACGCUGAUCAAGAGUUUAAUAAGGGCGAAGAAAAAAACAAAUUUUUCAUUUGUGAUAUAGACUACGAGAAGGUGCAUCCAUGGACGAUAAAUUGGAAAUUAGGAAUAGUAGCUAAACGAUAAAUAUCAGGGGUAUAUGUUUAUCAUUGCAAACAUAAUAUCACAAUUACGAUCUAAAUAUUUUUAGUAAUAUUUACUUGUAUGUUUGUCAUUUUGUGUUUUUGUGGGAUUUUUGUUUUUUUGUGUGUCUUGCGGAAGUAGGUUUUUUUUUGUAUUUAAAGUUGUCUAUAUUGUUUCACACAUUUUUACCACCCAAUAACCACGUGCUUACAUUUACUAACUAUAAGUAAUAUGGCGAGAAUACUGACCAUAGCGAGAAAAAUAUAAUGCAAUACGUAUAUGUCUAACUAAUAACGUGGUACUUACUUUAUCGAUGUAAGAGUACCUUCUAAUUUCCAGAGAACAAAUAAAGAGAAACCAACAGCAUUAUGGUAUCUAAUAAAUUAGAAAUUUCAUGAAGGUUUUCAGAAAUUAUACAACAAAUGACAAGAUUAAUGCCUUAUAUAAAAAUAUUGUUUCCGGAUUUUGCCGAUUAAAUCCUGUCUUGUGAUAAAUAUAAGAUCAUGUGGUCACUAGCAAUUUUGGUCUCUUGGUUAAAAAUGGUACACUAAACAUAAAUUAUAACGUAAAUUGCAUAUUCUCCUUUGAUGUUUUAAUGGAAUAAUUUGCUUAAAAAGUGUGUUGAGGGAAAACCAUGGUAUAUUAUCUGCAGUUUGAUGUUGUACCAUGCUUUGCUGAUUAAAUAUGCAAUUCAACUAGAAUCCAAAGGAAAGAAGGCGGAGCUAAGCUAUGGUACAACAUAUUCAUUUUCAUGUUAUUCCAUGAAGCUCCACCCUUUUUUGAAAGGUAUCUGCCUGUGAAAUAUUUAGGAAACUGAAAAACGAAAAAGUUAAAGAUCUUCGUUUGUUUCAGUUUAUAACAAAAAGCAAUACAUCAUGUGUACAACGUCUUAAGAAACCUUUU
Molecule: messenger RNA, 1929 nt
Organism: Mytilus trossulus (common blue mussel)
Lineage: Eukaryota; Metazoa; Mollusca; Bivalvia; Mytilida; Mytilidae
Exons: 3
Coding region: 145-1029 (294 amino acids)
Cellular component (GO): membrane
Source: RefSeq, a predicted model, not a curated record